Molecule: messenger RNA, 1602 nt
Organism: Oikopleura dioica
Lineage: Eukaryota; Metazoa; Chordata; Appendicularia; Copelata; Oikopleuridae
Source: the annotation of a GenBank genome assembly
AUGCAAAUUUUCGUUAAGACCCUCACGGGCAAGACCAUCACCCUCGAAGUCGAGGCUUCCGAUACCAUCGAAAACGUCAAGGCGAAGAUCCAGGACAAGGAGGGAAUUCCCCCAGACCAGCAGCGACUCAUCUUUGCUGGCAAGCAGCUUGAAGACGGCCGAACCCUUUCUGAUUACAACAUCCAGAAGGAAUCGACCCUCCAUCUCGUUCUCCGACUCCGAGGUGGUAUGCAGAUCUUCGUCAAGACCCUCACCGGCAAGACCAUCACUCUUGAGGUCGAAGCCUCUGACACCAUCGAGAACGUCAAGGCCAAGAUCCAGGACAAGGAAGGUAUCCCACCAGACCAGCAGCGAUUGAUCUUCGCCGGCAAGCAGCUCGAGGAUGGCCGAACCCUCUCCGACUACAACAUCCAAAAGGAGUCCACCCUUCAUCUCGUCCUGCGACUCCGAGGUGGUAUGCAGAUCUUCGUUAAAACUUUGACGGGAAAAACCAUCACCCUCGAAGUUGAAGCUUCUGAUACCAUCGAGAACGUUAAAGCGAAGAUCCAGGACAAGGAAGGUAUUCCCCCAGACCAGCAGCGACUUAUCUUCGCCGGUAAGCAGCUCGAGGACGGCCGAACCCUCUCCGACUACAACAUUCAAAAGGAAUCCACUCUCCAUCUUGUCCUCCGACUUCGAGGUGGUAUGCAAAUCUUCGUCAAGACAUUGACUGGAAAGACCAUUACCCUCGAAGUCGAAGCUUCUGACACUAUUGAAAAUGUCAAAGCUAAGAUCCAGGACAAGGAGGGCAUUCCCCCAGACCAGCAGCGACUCAUCUUCGCUGGUAAGCAACUUGAAGAUGGCCGAACCCUCUCCGACUACAACAUCCAGAAGGAGUCUACUUUGCAUCUCGUCUUGCGUCUCCGAGGUGGUAUGCAGAUUUUCGUCAAGACCUUGACUGGCAAGACCAUCACCCUCGAGGUCGAAGCCUCCGACACCAUCGAAAAUGUCAAGGCGAAAAUCCAGGACAAGGAAGGUAUUCCACCAGACCAGCAGCGACUCAUCUUCGCUGGCAAGCAGCUCGAAGAUGGUCGCACCUUGUCCGACUACAACAUCCAGAAGGAGUCUACCCUCCACUUGGUUCUCCGUCUCCGUGGUGGUAUGCAGAUCUUUGUGAAAACAUUGACCGGCAAGACCAUCACCCUCGAGGUCGAGGCCUCUGACACCAUUGAAAAUGUCAAAGCCAAGAUCCAAGACAAAGAAGGCAUCCCUCCAGACCAGCAGCGUCUCAUCUUUGCUGGCAAGCAGCUCGAGGAUGGCCGCACUCUCUCAGAUUACAACAUUCAGAAAGAGUCGACCCUCCAUCUCGUCCUCCGACUCCGUGGUGGUAUGCAAAUCUUUGUCAAGACCCUCACCGGCAAAACCAUCACCCUCGAGGUCGAGGCCUCCGACACCAUUGAGAACGUGAAGGCCAAGAUCCAAGAUAAGGAAGGCAUUCCCCCAGACCAGCAGCGUCUCAUCUUCGCCGGCAAGCAGCUCGAAGAUGGGCGCACUCUUUCGGACUACAAUAUCCAGAAGGAGUCCACUCUCCACCUCGUCCUUCGACUCCGUGGUGGACAAUAA